Epinephelus moara (kelp grouper) is the source of this 424-nucleotide messenger RNA. RefSeq names its product leukotriene C4 synthase (gene ltc4s). The record is from RefSeq and is a predicted model, not a curated record. Bases 110 to 424 code for a protein of 104 amino acids. Gene Ontology annotation, cellular component: nuclear envelope; endoplasmic reticulum; membrane. Gene Ontology annotation, biological process: leukotriene biosynthetic process. The transcript is spliced from 4 exons. Gene Ontology annotation, molecular function: glutathione peroxidase activity; glutathione transferase activity; enzyme activator activity. Lineage: Eukaryota; Metazoa; Chordata; Actinopteri; Perciformes; Serranidae.
CAGUGUUACCUGUCUGUACCCUCAGACUGUGUUUCAGUGCUCAGGUGUGUGUGUGUGAGUGUGUGUCUGCCUCCUGCCUGUCGUUCUGACUCGCCGUCCCGCUGCAGAGAUGUCGGAGGACGUAGUCGGCCUCGGUGCUGUGACCGUGCUGGGCGUCCUGGAGCAAGCCUAUUUCUCUCUGCAGGUGAUCUACGCCAGGAGGAAGUACUCAGUGUCUCCGCCCGCCACCACUGGACCGCCAGAGUUUGAGAGGGUCUUCAGAGCUCAAGCCAACUGUUCAGAGUAUUUCCCCAUCUUCAUCACCGUCCUGUGGACGUCUGGAGUCUUCUUCAGCCAAGGUGUGUCUUCAGUCUGUGGGCUGCUCUAUCUGUACGCACGCUUCAGAUACUUUCAUGGAUACUCACAGUCUGCACAGGGACGGUAA